GCUCCGGCCAUGCUGGUGUGCCGGCGGGCGGCGUCGGCCAUCUCUGCGGGGAGCGGGCGGUGGGCGGGCUGUCUGCGCGGCCGCCGCCUCUCCAUGGCGAAAAGCAAGUUCGAGUACGUGCGGGACUUCGAGGCGGACGACACCUGUCUGCCCAACUGCUGGAUAGUGGUCCGGCUGGACGGCCGCAACUUCCACAGGUUUUCUGAGCAGCAUGAGUUCAAAAAGCCAAAUGAUGACCGUGCUCUUCAUCUGAUGACCAAGUGUGCCCAGACAGUGAUGCAAGAAUUGGAGGAUAUUGCUAUUGCUUAUGGACAGAGUGAUGAAUAUAGUUUUGUUUUCAAAAAGAAGAGUAGGUGGUUUAAAAGAAGAGCAAGUAAGUUCAUGACUCAUGUGGUCUCCCAGUUUGCCUCAAGUUACGUUUUCUAUUGGAAGGAUUACUUUAAGGACCAGCAGCUUAUGUACCCACCAGGAUUUGAUGGACGAAUUGUGUUGUAUCCCAGCAACCAAAAUUUAAAGGACUACCUCAGCUGGAGACAAGCAGAUUGCCAUAUUAAUAACCUUUAUAAUACAGUGUUUUGGAUGCUUGUACAGCGAAGUGGUUUGACACCAGUGCAAGCACAGGAUAGACUCCAGGGAACUUUGGCUGGAGAUAAGAAUGAAAUCUUAUUUUCUGAAUUCAACAUCAACUACAACAAUGAACCUUUGAUGUAUAGAAAAGGAACUGUCUUAAUAUGGCAGAAGACUAAUGAAGUCGUGACAAAGAAAAUAAAACUGCCAAAGGAAGCAGAAGAAAAGGAAGUUGAAGUGACCCGGACUAGGACUAAAGUUGUUCCCCUGCACUGCGACAUUAUUGGGGACCAGUUCUGGGAGGAAUAUCCUGAGAUUCUGGCUGAGGAUAGUUGAUAUCUCUGAUGACUGUAACUGGUAGUUUACAUUUUGCUCUGCUUGGGUUGUUGGCAAGUGAGGAGUAUGAAUGGUGGCUGGCAGAGUUUAACCUGUAACCCUUUUCAACAGCUACAUGGGUUUUAGGACUGUUGUUGCCUGAAAGACACUGGUAUGUUGUCUGACAUGCAAGGAUAUGCCCACAUGGAAAACCUAAAAACAUAUCAUAUUUUAAAUGUUAAGAACUCAUGAUAAACUAAGACUGCUCCUUCCUUGUACAUGCAUAAUUGUAGAAAAUGUGUAUAGAAAUUUCAUGCAUUUCUAUAGCAUUUAAACCAUGAGGUAUUUUACUGAACUGCCGAAUUAUAAAAAAGCUUGCAUGUUUGAACAGUUAAAAGCAGAGGAGAAAAUAAUUAUUUUGAUUUUUGUUUUAACUGAGAUGGACCAGAAUACUUCAGUUGGCAUUUAGUGUUAAGGCUAGUGUGUUUAGUCAGAUUAGUGACAAACUGUUCAACUGCCUCAUGUCUCUGAUUCUUACAGAAAGGAAAUGGAGUAGCCCAGCAGUUCCCUAUGACCGAUUUUAAAAGCUUUUUCAAAUGCACAGGAUUUUUAUACUUUUUAAAAAUUUAAAAAAAAAAAAAAAAAAUUUCUGUGUGUCUUACUUGGCCUUUCUCAUUCCUGGGACUUUUACUAGUAAUUGGCGAAAGUUCCAAACAGUGAAGUUAAUGAUAAAGAUACUGUACAGACUUGAAUUCUCUUAGGACAUGGGUAGACAUUGUGCUCUCAUCUUCCGUGGCCUGAGAAGUCAUCUAUCUCCUACUGUGCAGUAGAGUGAAAGGCAACAACACAGGAGAACGUUCCUGGUGCCUGCAAAGAGGGUGCUAACAAGAACUUGUAUUGCUGUUCUCUGAUUUUCCUGUGGAUGACACAGACAAAGCAGUCCUGACAAUACAUGUUAGUUAGAGGGAAGGGGUGAGUGUGUGCUGCGUGGUCUAUGCACAGUUUUGUUCUGGUUUAACUAUCAGUUAAGACCCUUUGACAAAACAGUUAAACUGUACAACCUCUCAGAGCAGAAAUAUUCCUGCUAAUGUACAGGGGCUUGUCCCCGUGUAACUGGAAUUUGAGGGAAAUAACCUCUUUCAGCAUAGGAAUACAACUAUAAUGAUAUAUAAUAGGUAUUUAUAAGGAUAUUAUUACUGGUUUUAACCGUGCUGGUUUCAAAAACAUUGUGCUAGAACAGUAAUCUGGCGAGCUGUUGCUAAGGGAGAGAGAGUCAGCAGUUGGGACUGGUCAAAAAAAUGGAAAGGAAGGAUCAAAUGUGACUGAAGAAGGUCAGUACUGAGUUAGUUUCCCACGAAUUCGCAUAGCAGCCUACUGUCUGUUUCCCCUUUUCUUCCGGCAGAAAGAACUUACACAUUUAAGGCAAUGUGCAUUUCGGUGUGUGGGGGGUGUGUGUUUUGUUUUGUUUUGUUUUUUAAAAACACUAAACAGGUACUGAUGUAAACUACUACUUGCAGUUUCUUCCUGAGAUUAACCAAUGUAUCUGUGCAUUUAUGAUAGCACAGGGCUUCCCCUCUACUGCUGUGUGCUAAUACUGAGCCGUUAAGUACAUGCAAUGAGAGAAUGCGUAUCAUUUUUGAUUUGUAGAAUGGGCUGUAUAAUUCUCAGGAAGAGGAUAUGAGGGAUUGUGAGAUGAUGAUUCUGAAUGAAUCAUUGCACCAGUCAUUUACCGCCAAGAACUUCCUCUCUGUCUGUUUUUUUUGUCUUGUAACACAAAGGUAAUUUACUUAACUUUGAAAUGCCAUGUGUUCCUAUCUGGUGCCUGACUUUGGACAUUACAUAUAAAGCAACUGUUCUAGAGGUGGUAACACUUGGAUUUUGCAGUCUGAGUAAAGACCAAAAAAAAUUAUGUAGAUUUUUUUAUCAUAUAUAUUACGACUACCCAAUACGUAAAUGGAUUGUAUUGUAGAACGUAUGUACUCUGCGUGUGUAUGUGUGU
Harpia harpyja (harpy eagle) is the source of this 2881-nucleotide messenger RNA. RefSeq names its product tRNA-histidine guanylyltransferase 1 like (gene THG1L). The record is from RefSeq and is a predicted model, not a curated record. The coding region runs from base 10 to 903 and encodes 297 amino acids. The transcript is spliced from 6 exons. Gene Ontology annotation, biological process: tRNA modification. Gene Ontology annotation, molecular function: magnesium ion binding; tRNA guanylyltransferase activity. NCBI's taxonomy places the organism in Eukaryota, Metazoa, Chordata, Aves, Accipitriformes, Accipitridae.